ACAAAACAAAACCCUUGUCUUCUCUAUCAGUUCAGUUCAUCAAUGUUUCUCUUCUCCAGGGUCUACCACCUCCAAAUCCAAUCCGCCACUGCCGACUCCUGAUCUAAUCUCCUAAUCUAAUCUUCUUUUGCAGUGGAGACUUGAGAGAGAGAGAGAGAGAGAGAGAGAGAGAGAGAGAGAGAGAGAGAGAGGAGGGAAGGAAUUAGGGUUUUUGAGAAGAGAAUUGAAUCUGCCAAUGUUGGUGAAAGGGAGGAAGGUUUCGGCUGGCCGAGGAGGAGAGGCAGUGGGUGGUGGGAACUAUGCAUUUGGCCCUGCUGACGAUGAGGUUAUCAUCAAGCACAGGCUUCUCACUCGCACCACCACCACCCGAGGCGAACCCCCUUUGAAGAAGCUUCAGAAGAAGUUUACUUCUUUCUUCCUUGAGACUGACAAGGACGACGACUCCAACUAUGCCGACUGUGAGAGACUCUCCAAGGCCUUCUUGCAGGAGCUUUCUACUUUUGAGAUUCCUCUGCUUAAGAGCAGAGCUGUUGUGGAGGCCAACCUCCGCGAGAAGGACAACUUCAAUGAGUUGAAGGAGGAGAUCAAUUCCCAGAUUCUACAAGCUCACUCCGACAUUUCCCAACUCAAGAUUCAAUUGGAGGAGAGUAAGAUUGAGAGGCAACACAAGGAGGAGUGCGAGGCUAUCAGGAAGUUGAUCGCCGCCCAGCCACCGCGCUCCCAAACCCAGAAGCUCAUUGCCGAUUUGAACAAAGAGAUUGCUGCUCUUGAUGCUGAGAACACUGCCACUUCAAGGCUGCUUGAGCUCCGCAAGAAACAAUUUUCUCUUGUGCUUCAUUUGGUGGAUGAGUUGCAAACUACAAUAGAGGAGGAACAGAAGACUAUGAUGGAGGAGAUGAGACUGGCAACGGAGGAGCACAAGAAUGGACUGGAGGAGGCAAUUGGGGGUUCGGAGACCAUGGCAAUUGAUUAGUUAGUUUCUCUUUCUGUAUUUAAGAAAGGUUAGGUUAUGUUAUGUCCUCUUUGUAUCUUUUGUGCAUUGUAUUGUCUUCCCAAUCCCAUGUUCAGGAACACAUAUACAUUUUUAUCAUAAAAUUUUGCACUUCUUCCAAA
This is a messenger RNA of Humulus lupulus (European hop), 1113 nucleotides long. Its product is annotated as THO complex subunit 7B. Gene Ontology annotation, biological process: mRNA processing; mRNA export from nucleus. The transcript is spliced from 2 exons. Lineage: Eukaryota; Viridiplantae; Streptophyta; Magnoliopsida; Rosales; Cannabaceae. The record is from RefSeq and is a predicted model, not a curated record. Gene Ontology annotation, cellular component: THO complex part of transcription export complex. The coding region runs from base 236 to 973 and encodes 245 amino acids.